Molecule: messenger RNA, 1674 nt
Organism: Candidozyma duobushaemuli
Lineage: Eukaryota; Fungi; Ascomycota; Pichiomycetes; Serinales; Metschnikowiaceae
Product: serine/threonine protein kinase
Exons: 1
Coding region: 1-1674 (557 amino acids)
Biological process (GO): intracellular signal transduction; protein phosphorylation
Cellular component (GO): cell cortex
Molecular function (GO): ATP binding; protein serine/threonine kinase activity
Source: RefSeq, a predicted model, not a curated record
AUGUCUGUUCACACUGACCUGCGGUCGUCGUCCCCAGUGACGACCCCCCAAUUAUCCGAUAUCCAGUCUUGCUCUCGCCAGUCGAAUCUGCUGCCGUCUCUGACCGGUCUGAGCUCUCCUUCCGCUAAAGACGACUAUAGAUGGAAGAGUCUUCGAAUCGAGGUACCUACAUCUCCUCCCCGGGAUAGACCUACUUCAAUGAAAAGCCCCGUGUCUGCCAAUCCUUCCCAAUUGGCUGACCCGAUAGACAUUUCCCCACUGGGUCUGUUCAAUAUAGGCAGCAUCACCCAGCUACCGACCCCUGUUUUGAAUAACGGUCUGUUUGCACAGUCUAAGAUCACUUUACCAAAAAGGGGCCAGCUUCACGAUUCUCCCUCUAGCGCAUCCCAGCGGGCUGUGUCAGAAUUCAAGCCUGGAUCCUUCAUUAGACGCGCCGAGACUCCAAACCCACCAUCUUCUAGUAACAGGCAUGUGUCCAACCCUUCCCUGCUUGAUGAUGAUGCGUCCUCAAUUCCGCUGCCGCCGUUGGACCGCGACCAAGGCCAGCUUGUGGGUAAGAUCAUAGAGGCUCCGAGACUCCACAAGCUGUACGUCUUUGAUGAAGUGGUUGGACGCGGCACGUUCAGCACAGUGGUCCGUGCUCAUUCCUUGUCAAGCCUAGAUGAUGUCAUCGCUGUCAAGAUUGUGAACGUCCCUACUCAUUCCAAAGAAGAUAUCUCUAACUUCCGCCUGUACAUUUGCCGGGAGCUCGGUAUCUUAACUCACCUAAACCACCCAUGUAUUGUGGGUCUUCUAGACUACUCGGUAAACCUUUCAAUCACGCAGGACGAAGUUGACCAGGUUGUAUCGGGAAAACACCAAGACGCUCCGGCUGGCUCCGACAUGUACGACUUUUACAAUGUCAAGAUGCAAAACAAGCAAUACUUCCUACUCAGGUAUUGCGAGGGAGGUAAUUUGUUCACUUGGUUAUAUAAGAAUCAUCGGAAUCUCAGUCGAUCAGACUACUUCUGGCAUUUAAUGCAACGAGUUGUGGCCGAACUCAUUGUUUGCGUUGCCUUCUUACACAGCCAUGACGUUGUGCAUCGCGACCUCAAACUCGAGAAUGUGCUUUUGAAUUUCGACGAGGCUGACGUGACUAACGGAUUUCUUCCCCAAAACCAGACCUCGCCGCUUUGCACAUUGACAGACUUUGGCCUUUCCAAAAAGCUCGCCCUGCCUAACCAGCUACUUUCAACCAAGUGUGGUUCGCAAGACUAUGUGAGUCCCGAGCUUCUUAUGGGGCUAGAGUAUGACGGUAAACUCCUUGAUUCGUGGUCGCUUGGAGUUCUUAUCUAUGCCAUUUUGGAAGAUAGACUCCCCUUCGACGCUCCGCCUCUCGAAUUCAUGUCAAAUUCGGCCAUUUCUCCCUCAGUCUUGAAGCGCCGGCGCAAGAGACACAAUCCUGCUCAUAGAAUCGCUAUGAUUGAUUGGGAGUGGCUUCGAACGGCUGCUGCGAUGAAGGACGAUACAUUUACAGACCAGUCCAAGCUGAUCAUGAAGGAUCUCAUGAGUGUCGUUGAUGUCUUGCUUGUUCGUAAGGACAGGCGCUUGACUGUAACGCAAGUCUUGACUGAUGAUAGAUUCCAGUGGAUCAAGGGCCAAGUGCCCGCUUCUUUCCUUGAGCACACGCAUUAA